Messenger RNA from Pyricularia oryzae 70-15, 1622 nucleotides. RefSeq lists its product as uncharacterized. Lineage: Eukaryota; Fungi; Ascomycota; Sordariomycetes; Magnaporthales; Pyriculariaceae. The record is from RefSeq and is a predicted model, not a curated record. The transcript has a single exon. Gene Ontology annotation, biological process: maturation of SSU-rRNA from tricistronic rRNA transcript (SSU-rRNA, 5.8S rRNA, LSU-rRNA). Gene Ontology annotation, cellular component: nucleolus. The coding region runs from base 254 to 1486 and encodes 410 amino acids.
UUGCCCGCCUUUUUGGUGGGUCUUUUUGGGCGGGCAAAAAAAGUUCGGAGCUUCAAAAAAAUUUCCCUGGGCGGUUUGUUUGCUGACCGCAUACGAGAGGCCAUUGGCAAUUCUAUCACCACCAAACAAUUCGCACAGCAAGGCAGCAGCAACAACAGCUGCUCUAUCAAGGCUGCGCCAAAUCCGCAUGGCUUGUUGUACCCACUAGUUAUCCUCCCGUAUUCUUAACAGCCACCGAAUCACAUCGUCUACGAUGUCGACCAAAAGAAAAACGCCAGCCAAGCUGGCUCCGCCGGUCCUCAAACAAAGCGCCAAACAAGCUUUCAAGACGAGAAUUGACGAGUCGCGGACGGCCGUUACUGCAGGAAAGGUCGCAGAUGGUCGGGGUAUACUGUCACAGGAGACGGUUGAAAUAUCAAGCGACUCUAGCGACGACGAUGACGACAUGUCGACGGGUGAGGCGGAUCACAACCAGAAGCCCACCGUAAAAGCAUCCCAAAACCAAGAAACGAACACGAAACCCUCCUCGAUAAACACAAAAUCCGCUCGACUACCAAAUGGCAAGGCCGCCACUCCAGAAGAUGCCCCUGGCUCAGACUCGGAGCCUCAAUCCCCCACCCUUGGCGAGCUCGCUCGCAACAGGACAGUCGAUGUUCAGGAAGCACUCCAACAGCAACAGCAGGGCUCCUCAUUAACGACUGCACCCAACCAGGCAGUCGCCCCGCCGUCGCUGCAGUCACUCGGCACGGUUCUCACUCAGGCGCUCCGCUCCGACGACACGGAGCUGCUCGAGUCGUGUCUGCAAACUACCGAUUUGAAUGCCGUGCGCGCCACCAUCCAGCGUCUCGACUCUGGUCUUGCCGCGAGCCUGCUUACUCGCCUCGCAUCGAGGAUGCACCGGCGACCGGGGCGAGCCUCCACUCUGAUCAGCUGGGUGCAGUGGACGCUGAUUGCGCACGGCGGCGCCCUUGCCGCGCAGCCUGACCUGCAGCGCAAGCUGGCCGAGCUGAACCGCGUUCUCGAGGAGCGCUCAAGAGGCCUGAACAGUUUGUUGGUUCUAAAGGGGAAGCUGGACAUGUUGGAGGCGCAAAUGCAAUUGAGGAGGGGAGCAAGCAGGUCCGGUCGCGGCCGCAACACGAUCGCCAGGGAGAGCUCCAGUGAGGAGGAGACCGAGGCCAGGAACGUUGUCUACGUGGAGGGUGAGGAGGACCAGACGAAGGAUGCAAGGGCCGAGGUUGACGACGACCAGUUCGACAUCUCGGCUGUCAACGGAGUCGAUUCGGACUCUGACGAUGAGGACGAGGACGAAGACAUGGAUGAUGCAAACGAGUUGCGACGGGCGGCAGGUGCGGAGGUCCUGGAUGACGAUGAGGUGGACUUUGACGAUGUUGAUGAUGAAUCAGGCGAGGACGAUAGUGACGUCGACGCCGCGGCACCGCCCGCCAAGGUGCAGAAAACCUCUUCUGCUUUUCCCAAGAGGAGAUGAGGGCGAUCAAAAAGCCUUGUAGCAUUAGACGGUGUCAGGCAGCCAUUGCAUUUGAAUUGUUGACGAGGUGUAAUGUGCCUGAGUAUUUUUUUUUCCCCUAGAACUAGUAUAAAGUCUUGCCAUGACAUGUGUGCAG